AAUUCCUAAUUUUUUUCAAAGUCUUUCGAACACGGAAGUGACAAACCACACAAGCACACCGAAAGAAGAGUGAAAGCAAUUUGGCUUCUCUCUUCUAAUUACAGUAGAAGCGAAAGACUGAAGGUAUAUAUAUAUGUGCGCACAAAUUCUGUUCGAAACUCUCCACUCAAUCUAAACGAAAGGAGACUAUGAAACAAGUGCCGAUAACUUUAGGUGGAUAACAAAGAUAACUGAAUAGGAAUGGGAGGCUGCUGCUGCUGUUGUUCUUCUAGCGAAGUGGAACUCAACGGUUCACAGCCAUUGUAUCAUUAUUUAAGAGUGUCAGAGCAGCAUGAGCCGCCAUCGUCUCAACGUGGCACAGCCUCUGUACUCCCUACUGGGUUAUUAGUUGAUACAAACCUAGGAACUUCAAUCCCUGACACUUGUAGAUCACCUCCAGCACCUGUGCAAUGUGAUGCAAAUCUAGGACACCCUCGUACUCCACCAGGCAAUCGAGAAUAUUCAGGCAACAAGAAUGAUGCGGCAGUGCAGCCAACAAAUACUGAGCCAGCUGAACGAACAGAUGCCGGAAACUCUUUUGAAGCUAAAGACCUGAAGGGAUCUGUCUGCAAAGGGCAAAGUGAGAUUGAACUGGCCUCAACAAAAGAGAAGUCUGGCGAACUAAAAAAAUCAGGUGAGCCUCUUGUCUCAGCACAGGAGGAAGAGGAGGAUGUUUGUCCCACCUGUCUUGAAGAGUAUGACGCUGAGAAUCCAAAAAUUAUCACAAAAUGUGAACAUCAUUUUCACCUUUCUUGCAUUUUUGAAUGGAUGGAAAGAAGCAAUACUUGUCCAGUAUGCGAUCAGGAAAUGAUAUUCAGCCCCGCCAUUGAUGUUGGCUAGCUAUUUUCAAAUCUGCAAUAAACUUCUUAGCUUUUUGUGAUCAAAGUCGAAUCCGUGGUUGUGGAUGCGUGACGGUUGUCAAUUUUCCAGUGUUCAGUGGCUGCCUAAGAUUUAGCUCUGUUGUGGUGAUUUUGUUUUUGAAGGAGGCAUUUCUUCUAUAUGCCAAUUGUCUUGGUUUCUUUUGAAUUUUGACAAAAAGUUAAAAAGAAACGAAAAGGAAACAAAAAGGAAGAAAAUGGAAAUUGACACGAUAUAAAACAAUCCUUGGUCAUCAUUUAUUUUUCUGUAUAUUCGUUCUUAACGUAUAGAUCAGCAUAUUAGAACUAGUACAAUUGGGAGAGUUGCAUAGAAAAGAUUGGAAAUAGGAUGGAUUUUUUGUUACUUUGUCAAAGAACAGAAGCGUGAGGCUGGCAUUCUCUGCCUUAUGUUGCUUCCAUUUGAUUGAUUAGUCUCUCUCUCUCUCUCUCUCUCUCUCUCUCUGCCUGUGUGCUUGUAACUUUUCUUUGAAUCUGCAAGUUAGAUCCUUUUUUUAUGUGUGUAGUUUUGGAUGUGUGAUAGUUCGGUUCCUGUGACAAUCUUGCCUCCGAACCAAUUCUGUAAAUUUAAAGUGUUAUGAUUGAUUCAUGUGUAUAAAA
This is a messenger RNA of Cornus florida, 1514 nucleotides long. RefSeq names its product probable E3 ubiquitin-protein ligase RHB1A. The record is from RefSeq and is a predicted model, not a curated record. The coding region runs from base 241 to 879 and encodes 212 amino acids. Gene Ontology annotation, molecular function: ubiquitin-protein transferase activity. NCBI's taxonomy places the organism in Eukaryota, Viridiplantae, Streptophyta, Magnoliopsida, Cornales, Cornaceae. The transcript is spliced from 5 exons.